AUGAAUCCCCAAAAAAUUACUAAAAAUAAAAAUGAUCAUCAUGUGCCCAGUAAUUUUGAAAUGGAGGAUUUAAGGGGUAAGGCUCUAAUAUUAGUUUUUAUAGUGGUUUCUCAAGAGAUUGCAAUCAAAGAGUUCUAUCAUUUUAUUGAAAAAACAUCUUUUAUUUAAGAAAAUUUUGAAAUGUUAUCUAAAGUUGGUGAUAAUUUAAGGUUGGAUUUUAAAGAUUGGCCGACAGCUGAAUAGGCUAUUGUAUUAUUUAAGCUUAAUCUGUACUGUUAUAUUCAAAUUUUAAGGUAAAAUGGAAGAAAGAAAUCCAUAAAGUGGAGUGAGACCGAAAAAAAGUUGUUUUAUUGGAUAGUAAUCCGAUAUUGUUUAUAUAAAGGGUUGAAGGAUAAUAGAUUUAUAGUAAAUGAUUUAUUAACUUUACAGAAAUAUGAGGAAUGGAGAGAAAUUUCUAAAAUUGUUUUAGGAAGGAAUGCCCAUUAAUGUAGAUUGAAAUGGGAAUAAAGAUAUCGAGUUCCAUUAUCUUAAAUACCUUGGACAGAAUAGGAGGAUUAAUUGUUAUUUUCAGUACAUGAGUAAGAAAUGAUUUGAUAUUUAGAGAGUUUAUGAAAUCGGGCAGGGAGAACAAAUGGUCUCAAAUAGCAAAGGAAAUAUUCAAACAAUCAUCAACCAAAGUAUUUAGAUAGCCGAAAUAAUGUAGAGAGAGAUGGAUAAAUAGAUUGGAUCCAAACAUAUCUAAGUAUCAAAUAUAUAUAAAUUAGUGUGCCUUGGGAUAAAUAAUAAGAGAUCGAUUUAUUGAAGAUGAUUUUGAUAAGAGGUAAGAAAUGGUCUGAAUUAUCUAUCCUAUAUGGUAGGGCCAGGACUGAAAACACCUUAAAAAAUAAAUAUAAUUCAUUGAUAAAGAGAGAGAUUUAGAAAUAAGAGAUUAAUUGUAUUAAUCCAAUCUUAUUUGAGAAAGUAUAAACUUUAAGACAGAGUUAUUCAAAAAAAUAUGGUAUAGCAACACCAAUUGAAGAAAUUGACAACUUCGAAUGCCAAUUUAUUCUCUUAGCUAUUAAAAAUUUAUAUGUGGAACUAUAUUUAUAAGAGGGAAGAAUUGCAGAGGCAUAAAAGAUAAAUAAUGACGAGUUCUUUGAUUACCUUCCCAAUGACUCUUUAUAGGUUAACACUAAUUAAAGAUUUUUAUAUAAGAAGAAUUUGAAUAUUAAAAAGGUUGAUUCCAACUUUUAUGUAAAUAACGAUCAUAGCAGUCUAGUCAUUUUUAACAAAAAAAAUAAUAGAAUCUAUUUAACUCCAUACAAUGUAUUGGAUUUCUCGGAUAUUAUACUAAAUACUAUAUUAAAAAGAGUUAAUCUUGACAAUAAUGCUCUUAAAAAUGUUAAAGAAUAGAGUUCUUCAAUAAAUCAACCUAAUUUUAUAUUUGCAAAUCAAUAAAACUGCAUAAUUCCUUUUUAAUAGAUGUUACAUAACUAUUUAUUUGUUCCAAACUGUUUUGCAUAAUCAAUAUCAUCCUAAACAAGUAAUUCAUUUUAAUUUUGUACUUUGCAAUAAAGUCAGUAAUAUGAUUAAUUGAGAAGUGUUGAUUUAAGCUAUUUAAAAAAUUAAAAAGAUCUGAUUAAUUCUAUAGGAGUAGAUAUCAAAACUGUAGAUUCAAGUGAUGAGAUUUGA
Messenger RNA from Paramecium octaurelia, 1671 nucleotides. NCBI's taxonomy places the organism in Eukaryota, Ciliophora, Oligohymenophorea, Peniculida, Parameciidae. The record is from the annotation of a GenBank genome assembly.